AUGAACCAGCACUACGGGACGCGAGUGGUGGGUUCCAGCAAGGCUCGAGAUGCUCUUCCAAGGCAAGCUAAUCGAAAGACCGUGCAUACUGGGAAAGUCAAGUUUCUUCCGCUGACGGAAGUGAUGAGGGUGGAGAGAGAGAGAGAAGGGCCUUCCAACCCGAGCACCUUUAGCUCUAGACCUCGUCAGGAUAAACCACCUCCAUCAUUUCUGUCACCGAGAAGAACUUCCAGAAAGUCUGAAUAUUUCAGGCACAGGUCUCCUGUGAAAGUGAUCAGAGAACGAAUACCGGCGGUCGGAAAAGCUUCAAGAGAUGGAAGUGGAUUAAAGAGCCAUCAACAGGGACCCAAAGUGCUCAAAGAUAGAAUAGGUGAUGAGACAGUUCCGGCCCAGCAGGCUACGAGGGAGGUGAACAAGGAAGUGCUAACGGAAGCCGAUCCACCCUCUGUGGAAACCAGACCUUCUAGCUCAUUGAUAAAAGAGAAGUCUAUAGGAGGGUAUCGACUAGACCUAUUCCAUCAGGGCUUCUGCAUAAAUCGGCAUUUUCUUCCUCAAGACAUUGCUUGUCAUUUUCCAAGCCAGCUAGCGCUGAUGCUGCUCCUGAGCCUGAUGACGCGAUAUUGGAAUGUCUCAGAAACCAAUCUGAGGGGACAGUUUGAAUUCUCGGCCAGUGUUAUCCCUGCCAAGCGUUCUGGAACAUUUAAAGCUUAUUUCCCAGUUCGAGUACAUCGUACGGCUUAUGAGUACUCGGGGUUUAUUCCUGAAGUUUUUCCCGUUGAGCUGAUUCCUAAGUGCGAGCUACGAGACUCAAAGAUCUUUAGAAGAAUUCCUGAUUUCCAUAAUGCUGCUUUGCUCUUUUACCCGGAUGGCUCUUCUGAGGAUUAUGGUUACCUCUGCGACUUGAUGAAUAAUCAGGAUUAUGUGAUUAGAGGCUCUGUUUGGGAUGAUGUCGAGUUGCUGAUAUUCACAUCAAAGCAUCUUCCCGUGGACACUCAGUGGUCGAAAACUGGUCUCUUCCUGUGGGGAGUAUAUCGCAGCUUUAAAAAUCGUCCAGCUCCUCGGAUUCGGGAUUCAUCUGAAGAAAUCUGCCCAAGUGGUCCUGGUGUUGAAAAUCCAAACAAUGGUCUUAUUGCUAAAAAGGGUGGUAAUGAAGCUGCUGGUCGCAGAGGUGAUGAACCAAACUCUCUCGAAGAGUCACAGAAGAAUCCCGUGAUCGAGGCUGUGCUCACACGGUGGGUUCCUCCCUGCGAUGGUUGGGUCAAACUGAACACUGGUGCAGUCUUUAGGGGAGAUCCGGGCCCUGCCGGAGGAGGUGGAUCGGUCCAUGGGCGAUCAGGAAAAUGGAUCAUCGGCUAUGUUUCCAACCUGGGCGAGUGCAAGCAGCUGACCGCGAACCUGUGGGCACUGCUCUGGGGGCUGAACCUUGUGUCUGAGCGAGGCUAUAGGAAAGUCCAGGUGGAGACUGACUCUGAGCUGGCCCUGAAAUGCCUCAAUAGAGUUAAUACUGAAGGAGAUGUUGUCGGCCCUGAUGAUUUGGAUCUCAUCAGUUCCUGCAGAAAGCUCCUCUUGGGUGACUGGGAGAUCUCGCAGAGCCAUGUAAGUCGAGAGAUGAACCACCCUGCUGUUGUGGUGGCGAACCAUUUUGAGGAUCACGACGUAGGAAUCAUAGCCCUUCUCGAUAGCCCACCUCCUGACUUAGCUAAGAGUAUGAUGAACGGUCAGAGCUAGCGGCACCCUUAGGCCCCCUAGUGCAGAAGAAAGCCGAUGAUUGUACAGUUGGUUUAAGACGUAAAGAGUCGGUCACACGAGGAUGAGGUGUACAGAUACAACAAUUUGGUCAUCAUUCCUGAAAACAGUUAGGCGAAAGAUAGGAACAGAUAUGCUGGAUAUGUUGGAGCGGUACAGAAUUUUCAGAAAGGAUCGAUGUCGUGUUCUAUUGGAGUGUCUGUGAACUGCGAUCCGAAACUAGAAGCUGCUGCAGCUGUUGCUUGUUUUUGUCAUUAGAACACUCGAUCAAUUACUCGGCAGGUCAUGCGAUGUACGGAAGCAGUCGCGGUGCAGGAACAAUUGCCCAAAUUAUGCUUGUUUGGUAUGCUAGAGUACGGUUUUGGACUGUGAUAUAAAUUGCAAGUCUUUGACUAA
This is a messenger RNA of Punica granatum (pomegranate), 2142 nucleotides long. The record is from RefSeq and is a predicted model, not a curated record. NCBI's taxonomy places the organism in Eukaryota, Viridiplantae, Streptophyta, Magnoliopsida, Myrtales, Lythraceae.